Molecule: messenger RNA, 3388 nt
Organism: Gigantopelta aegis
Lineage: Eukaryota; Metazoa; Mollusca; Gastropoda; Neomphalida; Peltospiridae
Product: proline-rich protein 5-like
Exons: 10
Coding region: 1297-2238 (313 amino acids)
Biological process (GO): TORC2 signaling
Cellular component (GO): TORC2 complex
Source: RefSeq, a predicted model, not a curated record
GGUUAGCAAAUGUGUGUCACCAAACGCAGAAAUCUCUUAAGAACUUUGGUGAAUUAUUAUUGUCAAUAAUGACACUUUCAUUGUUAUCCACGCACUCUGUUGAAGGAGAGUUUUAAUGCUUGUUUAUAGCGGUUUCUGAAUUUGUUAACCAGACGGCUUUUAUCGCUGUAAGCUGCAGACGUCAACUGACUGGAAACCGCGCAGUCGUGCAACACACGCGCGUGUAUAUUCGACGGAACAAAGUCAUAAUACAGGAUUGCGACGUUAUUCCGAUGUGUACUGUGUACUUAUUUUACGGUAAUGUCCAAAAUCACCUGUAUCAACUGUUAUUAACGUCAUUCCAUGGCAGCGAACACGAUGCGUAGCCCUGGAAAUCAGAAAGGUAAUAUAAAGUGUGAUUACACUGUGCAAGAAUCCGUAAGUUGUCGUUGGUGAUAUAUAAAGUGUGAUUACAAUGUGCAAGAAAACGAGCAAGUCCGUAAGUCGUGGAAUUUAGUGCAUACCUUGAUCAUUGUCGCAUUUUUUUUCUGUGGUACAUUACUUUUGAGAUCAUUCCUGAUCAUCAUCGUAUUCAACUUUAUCAUCGUGAAUAUUAACAUCGACAACAUCAACAUCGACGCCUUCAUCAUCGGCAUUAUCGUCGUCAUUGUUGAAUUCAUUAACAUUAACAUAUGUUUGUGUUACUCCAGGGAGAUUUUUAUUCUGACGCGGACGAUACAGUCGUGACAUGGCAGUAUCUUGACAGUUUACGUGUGUUGUUCACAACUUCCUAAAGGACCUCGACAGAUGAAGUUUCAACAAAACACCCACAGUGUAUCCGUGAAAAUCAUCGGACGUCAUUAUUUUAACAGUGAAAGCAUAUUAACUGUUUGGACUACAGAACAAAACCCCAAAGGAAAGAAUCGCUGAUUCACUUAAACACAAAUUACGAUUCUUCUAUCAUAUGACUCGGCAAGACCGCUGGUAGACGCCGUGUGAACAUUGCGGAACUGGUAUCACUAUAUUUGUUCGCUUUGCAAAUGAAACAAAUGUCAACAAUAUUUCCUCGUUACAUGAUGGAUUUAUAGUUUUUCGCAAUACAGGUUUCAGCCAACUGCAUAGACAAUUGCAGUAAGUGAAUUUGUAAAUGGAAGUGUUAUUGAUUGUAAGCGAUAACGGAAGCCAAUAUUUGUUUUAACAACUCAAAAUGGAAAUCAAAAGACAAAAACAGUAUCCAGCUAAGUGAAUAAACAGACACCACCAGAGGGAGAAACAGGUUCAGUUGGAUAAAUCGUCUAACAAAGUAUCGACAGAGAAAUGUCGUUUUCUACACCAGGAUCGAAAAUAUCGUCUUUGAAAAGACACAGUCUCGCCAACGUGGACAUCGGCUCUCGUCUGCUGGGAGGAAGGCGGGGAUCGAAUCUGUCGACUUUUGGAAUCACCUCGCCAUCAGACGCCGCUAACAAACAUGAACAACUUGAGAGUAUCCAAGUCGCUGUAGUUCAGCUGUUUCAGAAGAAGAAACUCAAAGAGAACGAACUAGGAUCCCUACAAGAGACUGUUCGUUAUCUUUCCGAAACGGAAAUGGGGUCACUUAUUUAUGAUUAUUACAAGGAUCAGUUGUUAAAAAAAGGAAUGGUUAUUCUUCGAGAGAAUAUCAAAAACGAAAGAGGCGCUGAUCUGUUACAAAUGCUGGGAGAAACCUGGAAUUAUUUCUUCAAGGAAAUCCUGCCCGUCUUGCAAUCCAUGUUAUAUCCACUUCCGACUCACGAUGUAUCAAUCCGCGACGUGACUCUAUUAGGAUUCAGAAAUAUAGUUCUACUAAAAGUGAGCAUCGAAGAUGCAAUAGAACACAACAGGAACGAGACUCCUCCGCCUAUAAAACAGAUGCUCUUGGUCUUACAGGGUGUCCCGGAUCUAUUUCCCGGUGAAAACUAUUUUAAGUUGGAGAAGAUGAUAGCGAGAGUUGUCGUCCCUUAUCUCGGUCUGCGUGGGCUGUACUUGGGACAUCCGGAACCAUCAAUCAAAGCAAAGUCGCGAAUGACUCCCAAAGUUAUAAUUACAGCGGAUUCGACAGAAGAAGAUAAAAAUGACUUUAAUUCCUUCCCCAGUAGUGUGCAAACAUGGUCACCUUCGGCAGCAAAACGUCUUUCCGGCCGACUGGCGACCGCUCUUGCGGGAAACAAGAAACUGGCACCAGUCGUGGAGAAUGUGUUAACUUGUGAAGCGGGACACAGACGACACAGUAUUAUAUCUUAAAGGUGCUAUCUCACGAUAAAACAGCUAUACCUUGUUCCAGCCAACAUUUUAACAUAGUUAAUGCUGAUUCUGGGCUUCUACUGAUCUGAAGAAUUUGACAGCCUAAGGCCCAAAGACACGAAGCUGGGUCUGACGAGUAUGGUGUAUUUUGACAUCUGGGUCUGUAGCUGUAACGUGUAUAUUAAUGAGUUCAUAUAUUUAGAUAAAAUUUACUUUUAUAAACACCAAAAAUAAGCAUAAGAAAUCAACAUUGAUUAAUAAAUACCUUUCCUGUUGUUUAUUAGAAGAAUGAAAGAGGAAGGUUCGAAUAUUGUGUAGCUGUCAGUCUGGCACUGAGGAAAACAUAGCGCAUGUUCUAUGUCGUCUGUUGCCAGAUCUGUAGUUCGUGCCAGCACAGACGCGGUGUGUUUUGUCACAUUUGAUUUAUAGUGCGUUUCAUUUUCGACUAGUACCAUACUCGCCAGACCCAGACCCAGACCCAGCUUCAAAUGUUUUAUUUCAUUGCUGUUUUGAAAACUGAAAAAUAGAUUUCGAUCUAUAAGUAUCAACAGUUUACUAGUAUUAUUUGUGGUGAGCAAUGAAUGGAAACGAGGAUGUAUUUGUGUGAUAUUGAAGCCUUCAGUGUAAACACCAAGUGACUUUAUUAUCAUGAAAUAUACUGAGGACUACUGUACAGCACACACGUCAUUUUCAUAAUCAUGUGUGUAUAUGACUAUAAUAUAUACUGACAUCCAAAAGAAAAUAUACGAAUAUUCCGAGACUAUGGAAGACAAACCAAAAUAUGUUGCAUGUAUAAAACAUAUUCGUGAGAGUGGUGUUUUGGCAUGUUGGGAAAAAAAUUUCAUUCCAUAAAAGAAGAAACAUUUAACCACCAUUUUAUUUCAAUUAUCCAUCUUAUAAAGGAAAUUAAAUAAUUUAUUGUUGAUUGGUAUAGUUUCUCUUGGACGUCAAUAUAUAUGCUCACAUCGGUCUCGCCUUGUCUUGCCUUGUACCCGAUGUUGAACUACAGGCACAUAUUUAAGUUUGAAUUUGCAUUUUGUUUUGCAGGCUUUACCAUUGUUUUUAAAUAUUGUUUGCUUCUUGUUUUUGUUUUGUGUUUCUUGUGUGUGUAUAUAUAUAUAUAUAUAUAUAUAUAUAUAUAUAUAUAUAU